Molecule: messenger RNA, 714 nt
Organism: Populus euphratica (Euphrates poplar)
Lineage: Eukaryota; Viridiplantae; Streptophyta; Magnoliopsida; Malpighiales; Salicaceae
Exons: 2
Coding region: 134-676 (180 amino acids)
Source: RefSeq, a predicted model, not a curated record
CAGCAAGACCUCUCUAGCCAUUCACAGAUCCAUCAAAAACCAAAGCAAUCUCUUCCAUUAGCUCAUCAGCUCCAGAAUUACAUCUUGCUCGAUCUUUUUAUCUCAGCGCCUUCUAAGUUCUUACAUUAAGAUCAUGUCUGAGGACAAUCUUCGUGACGCUCGUCCUGAACUGGAUAUUUAUCAGUUUGGUUAUCCAAGGUGUGAUACGGCAGAUUCCAUGGCAUCAAGCUCCAAUGAUUCUCCUUUUUUAGGCACAUAUGACGAUUUGUCACUGUUGGAAAGUGGUCUGUACGAGCAGAAGUAUGGUGAUAUUAGUGAUAAAUUCUAUAGAAAUCAGGACAAGGCAUGGGAGUCCAUUGAUUCAAGGUUCCUCAUGUUGCUGGAAUUCUUUAGAGAACUGUUCUUUCGAAGAAGGGAAGUUUUCAAGAAAUUAUUUCCAGAGUUACAUGAUGAGUUUCUGGGGAUGUUCAAGAGAAUUGGUAACAUCAAUUUAUACGUAGAGAAACCUGGUGAAUUCAAGACUAGGGCAUUAUGCUUGCAAAGGAGCUUGAGUGUUGGCUCACCAAGAACACCUUCGAGAAAUGGAGGUGAAUCGCCAUUAAGGCUCGAGAGGUUCAAGGUUCGCACGGUGGUUCCUGGCGGCGGUGGCCAAGGUGACAGAGGUGCUUCUAAUUAAAUCCACAUAGACUGGUCCAUGAUUUGUUGCAAAGCUUG